UAGAAAAGAUUGCGCAACCAAUCUUGUUAAUUAACCCUGCGUUUACGAGUAAACAAAGAGCCAGGCCAAUCUCCGAGAGGCCAAUUGAAAUGCAAAUCAGAGGUAAUUAAUCAGGAUCUAAUCUUUGGUACAGUGUGCUGACCCUGUGGCCUGCACCCAUCUUUAGAGUGCCGUCUUGCGUGUGAGUCAUCUCCGUCUGCUUAGUAAAAUUAGUGUGGAUGGUUUUUCGUUAAGUUCCAAAAAACCACCUCAACAAUAUGUCUAAAAUAUCCAAGAAAAGUAAAGAAAAAAAAUUUAAGAGUAUUGGAAACCACCAACAGUUUUUGGAACGGAUUACGAAAUCCUUAUAUUACGGAAAACUACCCUCAACAGAAUGCUUAAGCUUACCUGUUACUGAAUUGGCAAGUGAAUUAUUUUCUGAAGCACAAACAGGCCGUUCGUUGGACAGGUUACAUUGUAAUGAUGCAGCUAAAAUUUCUCGUAACGCCUGUGUAUCUCCAUGCUCUUUCGUUCUUGCCGUAUUGUACCUUGAGCAGUUGAAAUCAUGUAACCCAGAAUAUUUGUACCGCGUAGCUCCUUCUGAAUUAUUCUUAAUCUCUCUGAUGGUGUCGAGUAAAUUUUUGCACGAUGACGGUGAAGAAGAUGAGGUAUUUAUUGAAGAAUGGGCGCAAUCUGCACGAAUCUCCACCAAAGAAUUGGCCCAAUUGGAAAUGAACUUCCUUGCUGCAAUAGAUUGGAAAGUGUUUGUGCACGAACAUGCCUUUUGGAAAAAAUUGGCAGACAUUGAGAGUAUGAUUGCAAAAAGACAAGGCACAACACGAGGAUGGUACACGUAUUAUGAAUUAGAAAAAAUCAUGGCAAUGAACGUGUCUCACUUGCUUCAAAGCAUUACGGUCACUUUGUCUGUUUUGAUAGCAACAUAUGCCUUAGGAAUUUUGACCAUUUUGGGUUCCGUAUUUAUUGUUAGUAAUAUACCCGGUAAUUGUUUGCAAAGUCGAACUGUGUACAUGAAAGCGGAAAAUUAUGACUCGAGAAUCCUAGACGAAGUCGAUAAUAAUACGCACAUUAUACUAAAUAGCUUCCCCAGUGACUUGGCUGAAUACACCAGACGAAAGCAUAUGGAUGCUGUUGACAUUUUGAAAACUAGCAUCCUUCUGGCCACUCUUACAUCUGAAACGGAUUCGAAAAAUGAAACUGAACCAGUGCCAAGCAGUAUUAACCCGCCGGCAAACGUAACCAAACAUUCGUGGGCAUGGUGGCUCAGUCCCACCAUGGAUUGGUUAACGCAAACUUCUCGGAUCAUUGAAAAAUUUGAUUUUAUACCGGAAAUCAAAUCUUUUACUUAUGAUACCUAUAUAGACUCUUCAUUUGCCACAUCUAAGAUAUUAGCGUUGGAAAAUCAAAUUCAUAAACCGACCAAGGUUAGAAUUCAAGAUCAAUUGGAACGUUCUUGGCACAAGGAGUGGACAGAUACGUUUCGAAAUGUCAUCUUGCAGUAUAAAUUGCUGUCAGUUUGCCAAUAAAAACCUGAACCAAAUAAAUUUGUAACUUUUAUGUAUGAUCAGAUUAAUAAACAUCUUGUACCAAAA
Molecule: messenger RNA, 1589 nt
Organism: Photinus pyralis (common eastern firefly)
Lineage: Eukaryota; Metazoa; Arthropoda; Insecta; Coleoptera; Lampyridae
Product: protein CNPPD1
Exons: 5
Coding region: 258-1523 (421 amino acids)
Biological process (GO): regulation of cyclin-dependent protein serine/threonine kinase activity
Cellular component (GO): cyclin-dependent protein kinase holoenzyme complex; nucleus
Molecular function (GO): protein kinase binding; cyclin-dependent protein serine/threonine kinase regulator activity
Source: RefSeq, a predicted model, not a curated record